AUGGCAUAUUAUUUACUUACAUUAAUUUAUUAGAAUUAACUGAACAUUUCCAAGCUGUUAAAACCAAAAGUAACUACACAUGAAAGUGGGCCAAAACACUGUUCAACCACAAACCUCAUGCUGGAAAAAAACAAAAAACAAAAGAAUGAGAGAAACAUUUCCUGUACAUAGUGCCACUGCCGAACAGACGAUUCGUAUCACACUGAUACAAUCAAAUAUGGAAUUGUCAGCACUAGAAGACACCGCAAUGAUACCUUCCCAAGACCCGUACCACUGUCCCUCUCAUCUGGAGACCUUAACCUGGAUUGAUCAAUUGUUUGUCCACAAAGAACAAAGUCUGGAUGAAGUUUGUGCAGAAGUUUGCUGUGGAAUAAAGUCCAACAACCGAUAUACUGUGAAGAAUGACAUUGGGAACAAGAUUUUUACUAUUCUUGAGGACAACGAUUGUUGUAACAGGACUUGCUGGGCUGGAGCACGUUCCUUCAUAAUGAGUGUUUUUAAUAACUCAAAUCAAGAGAUCAUCAGACUGGUGAGACCGUUUGUUUGCACUUGCUGUGGCCAUGAGCUGGAGGUUCAGUCUCCACCGGGCGUUACCAUUGGAUAUGUUCGACAAAACUUUCAUAUUUGCCUGCCUAAAUUCACCGUUGAGAAUGAACGAGGUGAACCGGCAUUUAAGAUCGCGGGACCGUGUGUACCUUGUACCUGCUGCACCGAUGAAAACUUUGAGCUGCUGUCUCUGAAUGAGGCAGUGAUAGACAGACCAUUUGGCAAGAUCUUCAAACCCUUCUCAAGCAGUGGCCCAAAUAUAGGUGUGGAUUUUGUGGUGAAGUUUCCGAGCAACUUGCAAGUCAAAAUGAAAGCUACUCUACUGGGGGCCUGCAUUCUCAUUGACUGUUUGUAUUAUGAAAGGCAACAAAGAUAAUUACUACUGUGAAGAGAUGAAUUCUGGCAGCCUUUUUAUUACAAAAAAAAAAAAAAAAAAAAAAAAAGUUACCAAGGUGGAAAUUUGUAUCUUUGUGUGCAUGUAACACCUCUUGUUUCCUGUUUGGAUACAGUAAGCCAACUUCAGAAAGAAGACAGAAGAAAGACAAAUGUCUGAUGACUACUUACUGACUACUUGUCAAAUUAUCCUCCAAUAAAGGCUGAAAAGAAAAGAA
Ctenopharyngodon idella (grass carp) is the source of this 1157-nucleotide messenger RNA. RefSeq names its product phospholipid scramblase 2-like. Lineage: Eukaryota; Metazoa; Chordata; Actinopteri; Cypriniformes; Xenocyprididae. Gene Ontology annotation, molecular function: phospholipid scramblase activity. Bases 80 to 922 code for a protein of 280 amino acids. The record is from RefSeq and is a predicted model, not a curated record. Gene Ontology annotation, biological process: plasma membrane phospholipid scrambling. Gene Ontology annotation, cellular component: plasma membrane. The transcript has 8 exons.